AUGGCCAACGUCUACCACAACGAUCUCCUCGCCCCCUACCUCGCCCUCCCCCAAGGCGACAAGGUCCAAGCUGAAUAUGUUUGGAUCGAUGGUGACGGUGGUCUUCGUUCGAAAACCACUACUGUGAGCAAGAAGGUCACCGAUAUCGGCCAACUUCGCAUCUGGGACUUUGAUGGAUCAUCCACCAAUCAAGCCCCAGGCAAUGACUCCGACGUCUACCUCCGCCCAGCUGCCAUCUUCAAGGACCCAUUCCGUGGCGGCGACAACAUCCUCGUCCUCGCCGAGACCUACAACAACGACGGCACACCAAACCGAACCAACUACCGUCACCAUGCCAAGAAGAUUAUGGAUCAGGUGAAGGAUGAGGAGCCGUGGUUCGGUAUUGAGCAGGAGUACACACUCUUUGACGUCGACGGGUCUCCUUACGGAUGGCCGAAAGGCGGCUUCCCGGGCCCCCAAGGUCCUUAUUACUGCGGCGCUGGCACUGGAAAAGUCUUCGCUCGUGAUCUCAUCGAAGCCCACUACCGUGCCUGCUUGUAUUCAGGUGUCAACAUUUCUGGUAUCAACGCCGAAGUCAUGCCAUCGCAGUGGGAGUUCCAAGUUGGCCCUUGUGAGGGCAUCUCCAUGGGUGACCAUCUCUGGAUGGCCCGCUACCUCCUUGUUCGCAUUGCCGAGCAAUGGGGUGUCAAAGUCUCCUUCCACCCCAAGCCGCUCCAAGGCGACUGGAAUGGAGCCGGCGCCCACACCAACUACUCCACGAAGGCUAUGCGGGAGCCCGGAGGAAUGAAGCAUAUCGAAGCCGCCAUUGAGAAGCUGUCACAUAAGCACGACGAGCAUAUCGCCGUGUAUGGAGAGGACAACGACAUGCGAUUGACCGGUCGACAUGAAACCGGCCACAUUGGUGCCUUCAGCUCCGGUGUUGCCAACCGUGGCGCUUCCAUUCGUGUACCAAGACAUGUUGCGGCUCAAGGUUUCGGCUACUUGGAGGACAGACGUCCAGCUUCUAACAUCGACCCCUAUCGUGUCACCGGCAUCGUCGUUGAGACCACCCUCCUCGGAUAA
Molecule: messenger RNA, 1062 nt
Organism: Pleurotus ostreatus (oyster mushroom)
Lineage: Eukaryota; Fungi; Basidiomycota; Agaricomycetes; Agaricales; Pleurotaceae
Gene: GLN1
Product: glutamate--ammonia ligase
Exons: 5
Coding region: 1-1062 (353 amino acids)
Cellular component (GO): cytoplasm
Molecular function (GO): glutamine synthetase activity
Source: RefSeq, a predicted model, not a curated record